AUGAGUGCAGCAUUGGCCAACAUGUGCAAGGCUAUCAAUAAUGCCAGUAGGGCAGGGAAGAGACAGCUCCUCCUGAGGUUUUCGACAGAGGAGAUGCGCAUGUUUCUUCUCCAAAUGCUGAGGCAUGGGUACAUCUCGGGGUUUUCGUACAUACACGACAAGAGGAGUGGAAAGAGCAUAAUUGACCUGAAUGGCAGACUCAACAGAUGCGGAGCUAUUUCCCCCAACUACAUAGUCAAGAGAGACGGAAUUGAAGACUUCAGAACAAGGCUCCUGCCUGCCAGGCAGUUUGGGCAUGUUCUGUUCAAUACAUCGAAGGGCAUCCUCGACCACAAGGAGUGCCUAACAGAGAACGUCGGUGGGAAAAUCCUCGGAUACUUCUAUUAA
Encephalitozoon cuniculi GB-M1 is the source of this 387-nucleotide messenger RNA. RefSeq lists its product as uncharacterized. Bases 1 to 387 code for a protein of 128 amino acids. Gene Ontology annotation, cellular component: cytosolic small ribosomal subunit; ribosome. Gene Ontology annotation, molecular function: structural constituent of ribosome. NCBI's taxonomy places the organism in Eukaryota, Fungi, Microsporidia, Unikaryonidae. The transcript has a single exon. Gene Ontology annotation, biological process: translation. The record is from RefSeq and is marked provisional.